AUGGGAGGUAAAGCAAAGAUUAAAAUUGAUGUGGUACCACACAAGUUUGAAUGUCAACCCAAUCGUAAACGACAAGGCACUUCAAUGACUCUUAUUAGAUCAGCUGCAGAAAAAAGACGGAGACAACAAAUCAUUGAAGAAAUUUUAAGUGAACCGUUAGAAAAUAAUGAAACGGGUAAUUCUCAAGAACCAAAUAUUGAUGCCGUAUCAGUUAACACUGUUGAACAUAUUGAAAUUGAUUCUGCUCCUGUAAAUUUAACACCUGACCAAAAAGUUUGUGUUGAAACACAAACUGAUAUUAAAAACCGUACCGUUGCUGUACAAGUGAAUAAUCGUCCUAAGUAUCGUAGUGUGGCAGUUCAAUGUAAAAUUUUAUCAACUGGAGUUGAUAAAUCCUGCUCACCGAUUAAAACUGUUCAGAAGACAUUUAUGAACCUUUGGAAAACACUGGCUCAAGUACUAUGGAUUCUAGCAGCUGUCAAUCUCCUGUAA
Messenger RNA from Danaus chrysippus (African queen), 492 nucleotides. The record is from the annotation of a GenBank genome assembly. Lineage: Eukaryota; Metazoa; Arthropoda; Insecta; Lepidoptera; Nymphalidae.